Messenger RNA from Uloborus diversus, 4980 nucleotides. Its product is annotated as transcriptional repressor protein YY1-like. Gene Ontology annotation, molecular function: DNA-binding transcription factor activity, RNA polymerase II-specific; RNA polymerase II cis-regulatory region sequence-specific DNA binding. Gene Ontology annotation, biological process: regulation of transcription by RNA polymerase II. The transcript has a single exon. Bases 346 to 1374 code for a protein of 342 amino acids. Lineage: Eukaryota; Metazoa; Arthropoda; Arachnida; Araneae; Uloboridae. Gene Ontology annotation, cellular component: PcG protein complex; transcription regulator complex. The record is from RefSeq and is a predicted model, not a curated record.
UCGUAGAUGUCUUUUAACGCAUAACGAAAGCCGUUCGAUUUUGUACUUGCUUGUCAUUUUAUCAAAUGAAUAUAAUUUUGCAAAGUUUAAAUAUUACAUAAUAACAUGAAUUCCUGCAAAGGACGUAGUUUGUGUAACGAGAUAUCUGAUUACGAAGCCUCAAAAGGUGAACGUACGUAUCUGAUGAUUUAAAUGUAAAAUCGACUACCUAGACUUGUUUCUACUGUGAUUUCGUUAUACAGAGUGAAAUUGUGUUUAUUUAUUGUUAUACAUUAAUCUAACAGCUACGUAUUUGAAAUUUUUGUACCCUUUUACGCACUAAUUAAAUGAAACUGUAAUGUAAAUAUGAACAUGAAUAACUUAGGGGCUACUGACAUAGCAUCCGAAGUGAUAGUAUCGGAUUCUCGUGAAGUUGAAAUAGCUGAUAUUUUGGUUGGUAUGCCAGUUGAAACCGUCAGUUCAACUGGAGAAGUGACUGAAGAACAACCUCUGAUUGCUCUGCAACCAUUAUUAGACGCUAGUAGCCAAGGCAUUAUUCUUCAACCACAAGAAGAAAUAGUCGGUGCGGAUUCUGAAUCGGAAGGUUUGUCUGCUUACGAGACGAUACCAGUGUCUUCGGCGGAUGUUAACCUAGACUCUGGGGCUGGACCUGUGAAUAAGCGAGGAAGGAAAGGUAAAAAAGUGACAAAUAAAGGGAAAUUGAGUGGAGAGCAGUUGACUGAAAAUAAAAGGGCAGCCAGAAAAUGGGAUCGCAAGCAAGUGCAAAUCAAAACAUUGGAAGGGGAAUUCUCGGUGACCGUUUGGGCGUCCGGUAGCGAUGACGAUCGGAAAGGGAUGUCUGUUGAUGACUCCAUGAAUCCUGAACCGGAUCCGGACUACACGGAAUACAUGACUGGGAAAAAAUCCUUGCCUGGUGGAAUACCUGGCGUAGACUUAAGCGAUCCUAAGCAGUUGGCAGAGUUCGCAAAGAUGAAGCCUCGUAAGCAGAAUGACGACAUUGCCAGGACUAUAGCAUGCCCACACAAAGGUUGCAAUAAGAUGUUUAGAGAUAAUUCUGCCAUGAGGAAACACUUGCACACACAUGGGCCCCGAGUUCAUGUCUGUGCUGAAUGUGGCAAAGCAUUUGUGGAGAGCUCAAAACUAAAGAGGCACCAGCUAGUGCACACUGGAGAGAAACCUUUUCAAUGUACAUUUGAAGGGUGUGGGAAAAGAUUCUCCUUAGACUUUAAUCUACGCACUCACGUCCGCAUUCAUACGGGCGACAGGCCUUAUGUCUGCCCCUUUGAUGAAUGUAAUAAAAAAUUUGCCCAGUCAACUAACUUGAAGUCCCAUAUCCUUACUCAUGCAAAAGCUAAGUUUGAAGUAUUUGGUUAAUUAUUUCCUAAAAUAUUUUGUAUGAAACAAUUUAUCGUAAAAUUUAUAAUCUAAUUUUGUCUGAAAUUUUAGUUAUAAUCUACUACGUGAUGAAUUUAAAGAUGUGCAUUUUCAAAAAUUUAAAGCUGAAAAUUAGAGUUGCAUAGUAACUUAUCAUUUUAAACACCAAUGCAAAAAGUAAACAUCUCUUCAUGAGCAAUAUCACUCAAAAUUGUAUCUGUCUAGUUGACUGUAGUGAUGAUACAGUGAUGGUAUGCAUUAUAAAAAUUGUAACCUAAUUUAUAGGUGCUGUAAAAUGUUAAUUUGUAAAUUGCUAUUUUAUAUUUUGUAAGAAAGGUUUUACAAAUCACUGCAGGUAAUUGAUUUCUGCUCUUUGCCAUUAGGAAAUUCUUUUGCCUAAACUGGUUUGAUGGAUGUUUCCUCAAAUUGUGUACCCACUAUAAUUUUAGGACUAAUGAAUUGUUUGUAUAAAUUUUACUUGUAAAUUUUGAUGACGAUUUAUCUUAAAUAUAUUCUAUUUUUAGGUAAAAUGUAUUUAAAUUAUUGUAUGAUAAUACUUUUUUUUCCUGUGUGUAUUCAAAUUGCUACAUGUGGGUACCCUUCACAUUUAUUUUGUAUAUUCCCGUUUAAUUGUGUGAUCGGGUGCAAACAAGGGAAGAGGGGUGUAAAAAAAAGAUGCUUACAGCAAUUCGUAAAAUUAGUAAUCUUUUUGAUUGGUACCAAAGUUUAACGCUAAUUCUUCCCUUCCCCCAUCAUGACAAUGUAAAUAAAACAACAGAAAAUAAUGAAAUAAAUAUGUGAAUGGAAAUAAGAAACCACCUAAGCAAAUCUAAGAAUUGGUAUGACCAUAUUUGGUGUUAUGCUAAAUUUGGGAACCAAUUUCCUAAUUAUUGAAAUACCCACCAAAGAGCUCAGAACCGCCUUCUAAGUUCACAUUUUUUUCUGUCUUAAGCAAGAAGAUUCUGACCAUUCUCGAAAGGAAAUACUAACACUCAGGAUUGAUUCCAUUUUAAAAAGGGGCGAUAGGUUGAGGAUAGGCACUUUCCACUUGCUAUCUGUGUUUUUUGGCGUUACUUAGGAAGAACUACUGAACAGGUUAUUUUGCAUUUCCUACUUGCAUCCUUUUACUUUCAGGUUUCCAACCAUUAUUUUGAAAAAAAUUCGCAAUUCUGACGCAUACGCAAAUUUGUAGAAGGUUCCAGUUAAGAAAACGAACAAUAUCAUUAUGUUAGAAGUUUUCAUUUUAAUAACUAAAAAUUAUUUUACUCAUUAAAAGAAUUUUUUAUCAAUCUUAUACACACAAACAUGUACACAUAGCUAUGAAAUUCAAUGCAUUAGAAACAAAAGGUUUUAGUUUUAAUGGGGGAGAAAGAGGAGGAGACGGAGAAUAAUCUAUAAAAUUAGUCAAGAAAAAAUACAUAUAAUUAGGUAGAUGAAUUUCAGUACUGAAUUCAGCUAAUUAUUUGUAAUUGUGGUCAAAUAUUUUGCUUUACCUGAAAAUUAAUGUUUGGAUUAUGAACAUGAACGCAUCUCAGACCAUUGUGUGAUAGAGAAGGAAUGAGUUCAGAAAAUUAUACCUGGUAAAAAAUAGUAAUAAAUGCUAUUUUUCAAAAAAAAUUUCUAUACAAAAUAUAAAUUUUCAAGAAAAAGGCAAAUGCACAAACAUUUUAGAGCAAAUUUUAAUCACAACAGUCAAUUUUAACUUGAUGUAUUUUUAAACUUAGCGAUUAUUUUCCAUUUUAUAUAUCGUCUCCAUAUUUGUUCAAAGUUACAUAGGAAUGGGUCUUGAAAGUUUUGUUUAAAGGAAAAAUAAUCUGUCAAUUAAUCAAACCAUUCAAAUAAAAAAAUAUCCAUCAAAUUAAAGAAAACCCAUUGAAUAACAUGAAAAGUUUCAUAAAAUAUACGAACUAAAUUAACAACAUAAAAAACUUCAUUUAAAGUACGAAAAAAAAAAAACUACCAUACAAAUACAUAAAGCAAUAAAAGUUAAUUCAAUGUGUCAUUUAAACAUUGGGACAGCAUAAAUGAUAUUUUUCUGUUUUUGCCAAAUCAAAAGUAAACAAUUAGCUAAAAUAAGCACCAUCAAAACGACUAUAGUACUUAUAACAUAAAUGUAUUAACAUUUUAAAGUCACCCUUGUUAAUAACUCAUUGCCUUUUAGUGUGAGGCAUUAGGAUUGCCAUAUAGUAUAAGAGAAGUAGUGUGGGCUCUACCCAUGAAUGGAGGCAAGAAGAAUUUAAUCUUAAGAGCCUGAAAUUUUUUUGGGGGGCCAGAGAAAUUAUUUCUCAGAGUUUAUGGAGAAUUCAGUAUAGCAUGAAUUCUGAAAGAAAAAGAACUAGUUGUCAAGGUAUUUUUGGUGCUUUUCUGUUAAAAGGUACUUGCAUCUCUUGGUUUGACGCAGGGUUUCCUCUAAUGUCACAAUUUUCGCAAAAUGCUAGAUUGCUAUUUAAAUUACAAAAAUGAAGCUAUGCAUUUUCGCUUUUUUGUUCAAAUAAGAAAAAAAAAAAAAAAGUCAAACCAUACACGAUCCGAGACCGGAAGCCAGCAUGGCAAUAGUAAACUUAAUCUUAUUAUAAAUUUUAGCUAACAUGUUCAAGCUACUAUUAAAAUCAACAGUCAAUCAUUUCAAUGUGUAUUAUGUCCCGAGAAUGAAUGCAUUCUUGCAAUUUUAAAAAUCAACCUUGUGUUCUCUCAAUUCUUAAUUCAAUUCUAAAUUUUGUAUUUCAAAAUUGAAAAACAUAUUAGCUGCUAUCUAUUCUUUCUUUAAAGAUGUCUUAGCUGAAUAUAGAAUUUCGCCUCCAACUGGUGAUGAAGCAGUUAGAAAGAAAUAUAAAUGGAUUCGCUAAUCAUUGACAUUUUAGGAGUUUGCUAAAGCUUUUUUUCCAUUUUUUUCUGAAGAGCUUUUGAACUUUGCUUAAACCCUGGUUUGAGGACUUGUUUCUGCUUUGGCGAGAAUAGAAAAAUUGCUUAAACUGAUUGGCAGUAUCUACAAGUAUAUGGCAACCCUAGAAUUUAGAAAUAGAAGUUGUUGAAUGCCGGCAUAAACAAAAUUUUUAGGUUUGCAAAUAGCAUUGCUGCCAACUCUUUUGAUUCAUUCAGGAAACAGUUGAACUUUGAUGCUCCCAAACUCUCUAAUAAAGUAAAUAUCUCCCAUAUUUUUAUCAAAAUUCUAACCAAAAAAAUUUUUAGUGAGAAAUUCUGAGAAAAAACCCAAUGAGGUUGAGAUCACUAAAACUGAAUCUUUUCAUACACAUGUAUAAAAAAUUUUAUAUGUCCGAUAUUUUUAAAAUAUGUUUAUAUCAUUUUCCAUCCUUUUAAAAGCUGAAUUUCUUCUGAACUUCCUAAACUUUUACCUGUUGCUAGGAAUGUUAAAAAUAGUAACUUGAAUAUCCAAAUUAAGGGCCCUGUAUCUACUUAUUGAAAGAAAUCUCAACUUGUGUUUUAAAAAUCCUUUUUGCACUAAAAACUUUUGUCGCAAAAUUUAUUCAUGUGCAAAGUCUCCUUAAUUUUACGCAUGAGUCUCCCGAAUUUUCAUCUUUCAUUAAUGACAGCUAUUUAAUUGCUAUAAAUAAAUUAAAAUUGCCAAAAAAAAAAAAAAAAAAAAAA